AUUGGCGGCGGUGAAGGCCUCGGGGCGCCGCCGCCGCCGCUGCCGCCGUUUAUCCGGAGGCUCCGUCCCAUGGGGAGAGGCGAAGGGCGGGACGGGGCUCGCCGCGGGCUGCGGCGCUGGCCGCUGCCCUCCGGUCUGCCCGGCCGCGUCCCGCGUCCCGCGGCGGCUCCGGUUCGGCGCUGAGAGGCCUGCCCGGUGGCGGCCGGCGAGGGGGCAAGGCGGGAGGCUGAACGGACCAUGCCGGUGCAGGCCGUGCCUCGGGCCGCCGCUCCGCUUUGAAACUGCCUCCGCUUCCCCGGCUCGUCUCCUUACAUGCUUGGCGUUCCCCACCGCCCACGGAGCCAUGAGUUAGGCUCGGAGCUGGAGCCCGCUCGGUUACCCGCCCGGAGCCUUCGGUAAGCCGAGAGAGAGCUGCUCCCUGGGCUUCCUCCCUUGCCCUUCCUAGAUGUGAACCAGCACAAGCCUCAUCUCUUCCAGGCUCUCCCUCCUGUUGUUUUGCUUUCUUUUUGGUUCUGUCCAAAAGAGGAAAAGCCAAACCCAAAUCACUCCAUCAAGAACUUGUGCCGAUCUAAGGGCUGCAGAGUCUUGGUCCCACCUUUGUGGUUGUUUUUUUGGCCUUCCCAAGCUCUUGGGCUGUGGUUUUUUUUUAUCCUUCGUGGGAUCGACCACAGGGAACAGUUAGGAUCUUGAUUCCUUUGGAUUUUCCUUCUCACUCUGGAAGCUUUUCCUCCCAAGAAGCCGAAGCUGUCGCCUCUGAACUCCCUCGUUCUCUUCCCAAGCAUGUCAGAAAGCUGGCAGCAGCCACCACAGCAGCAACCGCAGCAGCAACCACCACCGCCGCCGCCGCCGCCGCAGCAGCACCACGCAGGGGCUGCCUCCCUCCCGGAGCACUCCAUCCCGCCCAGCACCGCCGACAACCCCUUGGGAUGCGCCGUCUAUGGCAUCCUGCUCCAGCCGGAUCCGGGCUUGCAACACCACCAGCACGCCCCCAUCCAAGCCGGGGAACCCUCCCAUAAGUGCGGCGUCUGCGGCCACGACCUCGCCCACCUCACCAACCCUCACGAGCACCAGUGCUUGCCGGGUCACGACCGCUCUUUCCAGUGUACCCAGUGCCUGAAGAUCUUCCACCAGGCCACCGACCUCCUGGAGCAUCAGUGCAUCCAGGUGGAGCAGAAGCCCUUCGUCUGCGGCGUCUGCAAGAUGGGCUUCUCCCUCCUGACCUCGCUGGCCCAACACCACAACGUCCACAACGGCAACGCCAUGAAGUGUUCCAUCUGCGAGAAGACCUACAAACCCCCCGAGGUGGAACCCUCACAACCCACCCCGGACCCCUCGGAGAAACCUUACAGCUGCUCCAUCUGCCAGAAGACCUUCAAGCACCUCUCGGAGCUGUCCCGCCACGAACGCAUCCACACGGGCGAGAAGCCUUACAAGUGCACCCUGUGCGACAAGAGCUUCAGCCAGUCCUCCCACCUGGUGCACCACAAACGCACCCACAGCUCCGAGCGGCCCUACAAGUGCACCGUCUGCGAGAAGACCUUCAAGCACCGCUCCCACCUGGUGCGCCACAUGUACGCCCACUCCGGCGAGCACCUCUUCAAGUGCAACGUCUGCGAGCUGCACUUCAAAGAGUCCUCCGAGCUGCUGCAGCACCCUUGCACCCCCAGCGGGGAGCGCCCCUUCCGCUGCGGCGAGUGCCAGAAAGCCUUCAAGCGGCCCUCGGACCUGCGGCAGCACGAGCGGACGCACAGCGAGGAGCGGCCCUUCAAGUGCGACCUCUGCCAGAUGAGCUUCAAGCAGCAGUACGCCCUCAUGCGCCACCGCCGCACGCACAAGGCCGAGGAGCCCUUCAAGUGCAACCUCUGCGAGAAGGCCUUCGUGCAGCCCUCCCACCUGCUCUACCACCAGCACGUGCACGGCAUCGAGAACCUCUUCAAGUGCAACGCCUGCCAGAAGGGCUUCAACCAAUCCUCCGAGCUGCUGCGCCACAAGUGCGUGGCGCAGGGCGCUGCGGGCGCCGCCGCCGUUGCCGUUGCCGCCGCCGCCGCCGCCGAGCGGCCCUUCAAGUGCGCCGUCUGCAGCAAGGCUUACAAGCGCGCCUCGGCCCUGCAGAAGCACCAGCUGGCUCACUGCGCCGAGAAGCCCCUCAAGUGCACCCUCUGCGAGAGACGCUUCUUCUCCUCCUCCGAGUUCGUCCAGCACCGCUGCGACCCGGCUCGGGAGAAACCCCUCAAGUGCCCCGACUGCGAGAAGCGCUUCAAGUACGCCUCGGACCUGCAGCGCCACCGGCGCGUCCACACGGGCGAGAAGCCCUACAAGUGCCCCUCCUGCGAGAAGGCCUUCAAGCAGCGUGAGCACCUCAACAAGCACCACGGCGUGCACGCCCGCGAGCAGCAGUACAAGUGCAUGUGGUGCGGGGAGCGCUUCCUGGACCUGGGCUUGCUGCAGGAGCACAGCGUCCAGCAUACGGCCGAGGGAGCUUACCAAGUGGCCACCUGCUUGCCCUGAGCUUCCUUCCCGCCUCGCCCCGGAGCGGGGGUGGGGGUGGGUGGGUGGCGGGGAGCCCCUCGGAGGCUUGCGGCUGGCGUGGGAUCGGAGGAGGGUUGGUAGGGGGUUGGAAAGGGACCUCUGGGGAUCGGUGAGGCUGAUCUUUGCCGCCCCCUGCCCGCAGCGGGACUGUGGAAUCCAGCGCGAGGUAGCGCGGGAAGGGGGAUUGGAAAGGCUCCGGAGGAGGAGGAGGAGGAGGCUGGAAAGGCUCUAGAGGAGGAGGAGGCUCAAAAGGCUCCAGAGGAGGAGGAGGAUGCUGGAAAGGCUCCAGAGGAGGAGGAGGAGGCUGGAAAGGCUCUAGAGGAGGAGGAGGAGGAGGCUGGAAAGGCUCCAGAGGAGGAGGAGGAGGCUGGAAAGGCUCUAGAGGAGGAGGAGGAGGAGGCUGGAAAGGCUCUAGAGGAGAAGGAUGAAAGGCUCUAGAGGAGGAGGCUGGAAAGGCUCUAGAGGAGGAGGAGGCUCAAAAGGCUCUAGAGGAGGAGGCUGAAAGGCUCUAGAGGAGAAGGCUCAAAAGGCUCUAGAGGAGGAGGCUGAAAGGCUCUAGAGGAGGAGGCUCAAAAGGCUCUAGAGGAGGAGGCUGAAAGGCUCUAGAGGAGGAGGCUGAAAGGCUCUAGAGGAGAAGGCUCAAAAGGCUCUAGAGGAGGAGGCAGAAAGGCUCUAGAGGAGGAGGCUCAAAAGGCUCGAGGAGGCUGGAAAGGCUCUAGAGGAGAAGGAGGAGGCUGGAAAGGCUCUAGAGGAGGAGGGGGAGGCUCAAAAGGCUCUAGAGGAGGAGGAUGAAAGGCUCUAGAGGAGGAGGCUGGAAAGGCUCUAGAGGAGGAGGAGGAGGCUGGAAAGGCUCUAGAGGAGGAGGAUGCUGGAAAGGCUCCAGAGGAGGAGGCUGGAAAGGCUCUAGAGGAGGAGGAGGAGGCUCAAAAGGCUCUAGAGGAGGAGGCUGGAAAGGCUCUAGAGGAGGAGGGGGAGGCUGGAAAGGCUCUAGAGGAGGAGAAGGAGGAGGCUGAAAAGCUCUAGAGGAGGAGGCGUCUCAAAAGGCUCUAGAGGAGGAGGCUGGAAAGGCUCUAGAGGAGGAGAAGGAGGAGGCUGAAAAGCUCUAGAGGAGGAGGCGUCUCAAAAGGCUCUAGAGGAGGAGGCUGGAAAGACUCUAGAGGAGGAGGCGGCGGCUCAAAAGGCUCUAGAGGAGGAGGCUCAAAAGGCUCUAGAGGAGGAGGAGGCUGGAAAGGCUCUAGAGGAGGAGGCUCAAAAGGCUCCAGAGGAGAAGGUUCAAAAGGCUCCAGAGAAAGGGAUGCUCCUGAGCCUGCCUCGGCCUCUCCCUGCCGUUGUAGAUGGCCUCCGGGGUGUCUGGGAGAAGGGGGGGGGCUGGGGAUGGUGUGCAGGGAGGUGAACUUUCCUCUGGCCUCCCGCGGUGGAUGUGCUGCCUGUGCCACAGGGAAGUGGGGGUGCAGGAUGGGGUGAGAGGGUCAAGGGAGUGGAGAGGAAAGGAGGGAGGUGGGGAGAGGGAGGCAGCGAUGCCUGCAGUUGCCUGUAUCCGGUGCUGGGAGCUCAGCUGCUCACGGGCAGUCCCUUUUCCCCUGCCCUGCCUGGCAGGGUCAGCAGGCAGGGCUGGCUGUGACUCCUCCCGGAGAGGGCUUGGGAGCAAGGCAGAGCCAACCCCUCCCUUCUGCCGGGGUGUGCUGCUGGGCAGGGAAGCAGCAGAAGCCUGCCGCUGGGCAGGGAAGCAGCAGAAGCCUGCCGCUGGGCAGGGAAGCAGCAGAAGCCUGCUGCUGGCAUCUCCCAGCUCUCUUGGGCACUAAGCUGACUCCAGAGGAGCGUUUCAGCUCCUUAGCGUUCGGCUGACUGCCCCAACCUGCCCUGCCCUGCCCUGCCCUGCCCUGCCCUGCCCUGCCCUGCCCUGCUCUGCCACCUUGCUGGAAAGGGAAAAGCCAUGGGGGCUGCACAGCUCCAAUAAAACAAGCACUUUGGCACUGCUGCCUUGCCAGGCACUGGCUGGGCACCCUCUGCCAGGCUCCCUGAGCCAGCCUGCCCCAUCCCUGCCAGGCAGCACGGGGAAGAGCAGCAAGCAGCAUGGCAAGGAGAGAGAGAGAGAGGAAGCCUCUGUGCCCUCCUCCUGGCUGACAGCCUGGCAUUGAAGAGCUACUCCUUGAGGCACCUCAGCUCUCCCUGCCAAGACUUAUUCCAUCCCCACCCUGCCCCCCCCCCCAGGCCCCUUCCUCCUUUGUGCAGCUCGGGGCCAUUGGUGUAACCUCUCUAAGGGUGGGGGCAAGCCGAGGGCAGUGCCAACACUAAAGGGUGAGACACUACUAACCCCCACCCACAACAGCCAGGGCAUGCCCGCAGUGCCCGGGGGUAAGCCACGCCUGUGCCAAGGCCUUGGGGGGGGGGGAGUCUGAUUUGCUGGAGGGGUUGUGUGUGGGGGGGAGAGAGGGGGAUGGGGAACCAGAGCGAGCCAGGAGAAGUCUUUGUGGCCUCCGUGGGGUGGAGAAGGUUAAGGGUGAAAGAAGUGGAUUCUAUUUUCUCUCUUGCAGGAGUUCUGUUUUGGGUGGGUUGGGGUUUUUUUUUUUCCUCCCCCCCUCCCCCCCCUCCUUUUGCUCUUUCUUUUACCCCCUUCUGUAUUUUUUCAGGUUUUGCACAGUUCUUGUACACAUCACUUCAAAAAUAAACUCUUUUUUCCAUCCCUCUC
Molecule: messenger RNA, 5218 nt
Organism: Pogoniulus pusillus (Red-fronted tinkerbird)
Lineage: Eukaryota; Metazoa; Chordata; Aves; Piciformes; Lybiidae
Gene: ZNF319
Product: zinc finger protein 319
Exons: 2
Coding region: 781-2508 (575 amino acids)
Source: RefSeq, a predicted model, not a curated record